Aspergillus lentulus is the source of this 555-nucleotide messenger RNA. Its product is annotated as Hsp20/alpha crystallin family protein. The record is from RefSeq and is a predicted model, not a curated record. Lineage: Eukaryota; Fungi; Ascomycota; Eurotiomycetes; Eurotiales; Aspergillaceae.
AUGUAUUCUCGCAGGCUUCUGAACUUCCCUCUUAGACACUUCGCUACGCGUCCUCCGAUUAUCCGCUCCGUGUGGCCGCGCCAGCCAUGGCAAACCAGGGCAAUGUCUUUGAUGCAAAGAAAUCAAAGGGACCCUGGCGCUGGCUUUCCCUCCUUGUCUCGAGCUCUUAAUGAUCUCGAGUCCUUCUUGAACCGCCCAGUGGGCAGCCAUGAUGUAAUGGGUCACUAUCCUCGGUUUGACGUCCGGGAGACGAAAGAAAGCUAUCGUCUCGACGGAGAGCUUCCAGGAGUGGAUAAGAAAGACAUUGAUAUUGAACUGAGCGACGACAAUAUCCUUACCAUCAAGGGACGUUCUGAGCGAGAGUCAACAUCAGAAGAUCCUGAACAAUCCUGGUGGUGUUCUGAGCGUUCGGUGGGAGAGUUCAGCCGUUCGUUUCGGUUUCCUGGCGGUGUUGACCGCGAUGGGAUCGAUGCUAGUUUGAAGGAUGGUGUCCUUUCGAUUACCAUCCCGAAGACGGCUGAAUCGUCUGUGAGCAAACGUAUCGACAUUAAGUGA